AUGCCAGCAUACCACGAGAAAAUACGACCAUUUCCUAAUGCUUUCCGUGUGCGUUUUUACCAGACCAAUGCCCAACGCAUCUACCGAAAAAUAACCCAUUAUCGGUCGCUUACUACUACCAAAUUCCUGCACCGAUCCACACCAGCAUACCACGAGAAAAUACGCCCAUUUCCUAAUGCUUUCCGUAUGCGUAUUUGCAAGACCAAUGCCCAACGCAGCUGCCGAAAAUUAACACAUUAUCGGUCGCUUACUACUAGCAAAUUCCUGCAUCGAAUCAUGCCAGCAUACCACGAGAAAAUACGCCUAUUUCCUAAUGCUUUCCGUGUGCGUUUUUGCCAGACCAAUCCCCAACGCAGCUGCCGAAAAAUAACCCAUUAUCGGUCGCUUACUACUAGCAAAUUCCUGCACCGAUCCACACCAGCAUACCACGAGAAAAUACGCCCAUUUCCUAAUGCUUUCCGUGUGCGUUUUUGCCAGACCAAUCCCCAACGCAGCUGCCGAAAAAUAACCCAUUAUCGGUCGCUUACUGCUAGCAAAUUCCUGCACCGAUUUAUGCCAGCAUACCACGAGAAAAUACGCCCAUUUCCUAAUGCUUUCCGUGUGCGUUUUUGCCAGACCAAUCCCCAACGCAGCUGCCGAAAAAUAACCCAUUAUCGGUCGCUUACUACUAGCAAAUUCCUGCACCGAUCCACACCAGCAUACCACGAGAAAAUACGCCCAUUUCCUAAUGCUUUCCGUAUGCGUAUUUGCCAGACCGAUCCCCAACGCAGCUGCCGAAAAAUAACCCAUUAUCGGUCGCUUACUACUAGCAAAUUCCUGCACCGAUCCACACCAGCAUACCACGAGAAAAUACGCCCAUUUCCUAAUGCUUUCCAAAUGCGUAUUUGCCAGACCGAUCCCCAACGCAGCUGCCGAAAAAUAACCCAUUAUCGGUCGCUUACUACUAGCAAAUUCCUGCACCGAUCCACACCAGCAUACCACGAGAAAAUACGCCCAUUUCCUAAUGCUUUCCGUGUGCGUUUUUGCCAGACCAAUGCCCAACGCAUCUACCGAAAAAUAACCCAUUAUCGGUCGCUUACUACUACCAAAUUCCUGCACCGAUCCACACCAGCAUACCACGAGAAAAUACGCCCAUUUCCUAAUGCUUUCCGUAUGCGUAUUUGCCAGACCGAUCCCCAACGCAGCUGCCGAAAAAUAACCCAUUAUCGGUCGCUUACUACUAGCAAAUUCCUGCAUCGAAUCAUGCCAGCAUACCACGAGAAAAUACGCCCAUUUCCUAAUGCUUUCCGUGUGCGUUUUUGCCAGACCAAUCCCCAACGCAGCUGCCGAAAAAUAACCCAUUAUCGGUCGCUUACUACUAGCAAAUUCCUGCACCGAUCCACACCAGCAUACCACGAGAAAAUACGCCCAUUUCCUAAUGCUUUCCGUGUGCGUUUUUGCCAGACCAAUCCCCAACGCAGCUGCCGAAAAAUAACCCAUUAUCGGUCGCUUACUACUUGCAAAUUCCUGCACCGAUUUAUGCCAGCAUACCACGAGAAAAUACGCCCAUUUCCUAAUGCUUUCCGUGUGCGUUUUUGCCAGACCAAUCCCCAACGCAUCUACCGAAAAAUAUCCCAUUAUCGGUCGCUUACUACUAACAAUUCCUGCACCGAUUUAUGCCAGCAUACCACGAGAAAAUACGCCCAUUUCCUAAUGCUUUCCGUGUGCGUUUUUACCAGACCAAUCCCCAACGCAGCUGCCGAAAAAUAACUCAUUAUCGGUAGCUUACUACUUGUAAAUUCCUGCACCGAUUUAUGCCAGCAUACCACGACAAAAUACGCCCAUUUCCUAAUGCUUUCCGUGUGCGUUUUUGCCAGACCAAUCCCCAACGCAUCUACCGAAAAAUAUCCCAUUAUCGGUCGCUUACUACUAGCAAAUUCCUGCACCGAUUUAUGACAGCAUACCACGAGAAAAUACGCCCAUUUCCUAAUGCUUUCCGUAUGCGUAUUUGCCAGACCAAUGCCCAACGCAGCUGCCGAAAAAUAACCCAUUAUCGGUCGCUUACUGCUAGCAAAUUCCUGCACCGAUUUAUGCCAGCAUACCACUAGAAAAUACGCCCAUUUCCUAAUGCUUUCCGUGUGCGUUUUCGCCAGACCAAUGCCCAACGCAUCUACCGAAAAAUAACCCAUUAUCGGUCGCUUACUGCUAGCAAAUUCCUGCACCGAUUUAUGCCAGCAUACCACGAGAAAAUACGACCAUUUCCUAAUGCUUUCCGUGUGCGUUUUUACUAGACCAAUGCCCAACGCAUCUACCGAAAAAUAACCCAUUAUCGGUCGCUUACUGCUAGCAAAUUCCUGCACCGAUUUAUGCUAGCAUACCACGAGAAAAUACGACAAUUUCCUAAUGCUUUCCGUGUGCGUAUUUGCCAGACCGAUUCCCAAAGCAUCUAAGGAAAAACCACACAUUAUCGGUCGCUUACUGCUAGCAAAUUCCUGCACCGAUUUAUGCCAGCAUACCACUAGAAAAUACGCCCAUUUCCUAAUGCUUUCCGUGUGCGUUUUCGCCAGACCAAUGCCCAACGCAUCUACCGAAAAAUAACCCAUUAUCGGUCGCUUACUGCUAGCAAAUUCCUGCACCGAUUUAUGCCAGCAUACCACGAGAAAAUACGCCCAUUUCCUAAUGCUUUCCGUGUGCGUUUUUGCCAGACCAAUCCCCAACGCAUCUACCGAAAAAUAUCCCAUUAUCGGUCGCUUACUACUAACAAUUCCUGCACCGAUUUAUGCCAGCAUACCACGAGAAAAUACGCCCAUUUCCUAAUGCUUUCCGUGUGCGUUUUUACCAGACCAAUCCCCAACGCAGCUGCCGAAAAAUAACUCAUUAUCGGUAGCUUACUACUUGUAAAUUCCUGCACCGAUUUAUGCCAGCAUACCACGACAAAAUACGCCCAUUUCCUAAUGCUUUCCGUGUGCGUUUUUGCCAGACCAAUCCCCAACGCAUCUACCGAAAAAUAUCCCAUUAUCGGUCGCUUACUACUAGCAAAUUCCUGCACCGAUUUAUGACAGCAUACCACGAGAAAAUACGCCCAUUUCCUAAUGCUUUCCGUAUGCGUAUUUGCCAGACCAAUGCCCAACGCAGCUGCCGAAAAAUAACCCAUUAUCGGUCGCUUACUGCUAGCAAAUUCCUGCACCGAUUUAUGCCAGCAUACCACUAGAAAAUACGCCCAUUUCCUAAUGCUUUCCGUGUGCGUUUUCGCCAGACCAAUGCCCAACGCAUCUACCGAAAAAUAACCCAUUAUCGGUCGCUUACUGCUAGCAAAUUCCUGCACCGAUUUAUGCCAGCAUACCACGAGAAAAUACGACCAUUUCCUAAUGCUUUCCGUGUGCGUUUUUACCAGACCAAUCCCC
Anopheles funestus (African malaria mosquito) is the source of this 3383-nucleotide messenger RNA. RefSeq lists its product as uncharacterized. NCBI's taxonomy places the organism in Eukaryota, Metazoa, Arthropoda, Insecta, Diptera, Culicidae. The record is from RefSeq and is a predicted model, not a curated record. The transcript is spliced from 2 exons. The coding region runs from base 1 to 1749 and encodes 582 amino acids.